This is a messenger RNA of Thermothielavioides terrestris NRRL 8126, 2620 nucleotides long. RefSeq lists its product as uncharacterized. Gene Ontology annotation, cellular component: endoplasmic reticulum; endoplasmic reticulum membrane. The record is from RefSeq and is a predicted model, not a curated record. The coding region runs from base 636 to 2465 and encodes 609 amino acids. The transcript is spliced from 3 exons. Gene Ontology annotation, molecular function: FAD binding; thiol oxidase activity; protein-disulfide reductase activity. Gene Ontology annotation, biological process: protein folding in endoplasmic reticulum. Lineage: Eukaryota; Fungi; Ascomycota; Sordariomycetes; Sordariales; Chaetomiaceae.
UAAUGGAAAGGUGUCAGGUGGUAGGUACUACACUCGGUACCUUGCUUAUACGGAGAAACUAACGCGUUCGCUAACAUUAUCGGCAGGUUCCAGAAUCGCCAGGCAAUCAGCAUGCAGCAGUCGUACGGUCGGCAAUUCAGCAUCUGCUGAUCUUGGUUCAGGCCACAUUUCCUCUUCCUUCAGACCCCAUCCGCGGCUUCCUUUUUAGGUGUUUGAUAUGUAAGCCAAGCAGAAACCAAGCCCUCGUCGUCCUGCCACAUAGUCAUGGGAAUAGGCGAUCAAAAAGCUCUCAAUUGCACUUCUUUGAUGGAAAUCGUGCUUCGGGUUCUUUGUCUUCCAAUACCCCAGGUUGCCCUUUUCCCUGUGUUUCCUGGACUGCCAAGCCUUCUCGCCCGAGAUCCUGGCCUCGAGAUCAAGCACUUAUCGAUAAAUGUCCUCUUGCGGCCGCCACUGCUGACACCCCUCGAACCGCAUCGCGUCCUUUGGGAGGACCUUGACCCGGACAGUGGCCAGGUCUCGGGAACCGCGCCCAGACCGACACCAGGCCUCUCGGCAGAUCGAGAAAGUCGAUCCUACCGUCCCGCCGUGGUCUCAAGCCUAAAAGUCUCGGACCAUCGCAACAAGCUCACGCUACCAUGAAGUCGGCCGCUCGCCUCUUUUACCUGUCGGUGUUUGCCCUCUGGGGACCCCAAGUCCGGUGCCAGAAUUCCGAGCGGCCUUCACAAGAUGCCUGCGCGAUCUCGCCCAAAGCCAUUGUCAGCGACGCAUGCGCUUCCUACUCGACCCUCGAGCGGUUGAACCGUAACGUCAAGCCGGCCCUUGACGACCUGACGCAGACGACCGACUUCUUCUCGCACUACAGGGUAAACCUGUUCCACAAGAAAUGCCCCUUCUGGGACGACGGGAAUGGCAUGUGCGGCAACAUCGCCUGCGCCGUCGAGACGCUCGAUAACGAGGACGACAUACCGCCGGUAUGGCGCGCCAGCGAGCUCGGCAAGCUGGAAGGCCCCCGCGCGAGACAUCCGGGCAAGACCGUGCAGAAAGAGGAACCUCAGCGGCCGCUGCGGGGCGGGCUGGGAGCAGAUGUCGGCGAGAGUUGCGUGGUCGAGUACGACGACGAGUGUGACGAACGGGACUAUUGCGUGCCAGAAGACGAGAGCGCGACCUCCAAGGGAGACUAUGUGAGCCUGUUGCGCAAUCCGGAGCGGUUCACCGGCUACACCGGCGUCGGUGCGAAACAGGUCUGGGAUGCCAUCUACAGGGAGAACUGCUUCCAGCGGAGCUCCUUUCCGCACUCGGCAGCGCUUGGCCAUGACACGGCGGCAAAAGGGCCGGCAGCAAUGGAUUUCAGGGCGGUCAUCGAGGCUGCGGGCCGGCAGCAGGCUCUGGAGCAGCAGCGGCAACAGAACCCGCUGACGCCCUUCGUGGCCCAGACGGGCCUGGAGCUCGAGGACGAAUGCCUGGAAAAGCGCGUGUUCUACCGGGUUAUUUCAGGAAUGCACGCGAGCAUCUCGACGCACCUCUGCUGGGACUUUCUCAACCAGACAACCGGGCAGUGGCAACCCAACCUGGACUGCUACGUCAGUCGCUUGCACAAGUUCCCGGACCGCAUCAGCAACCUAUACUUCAACUACGCGCUGGUCACCCGUGCCGUCGCCAAACUUGGGCCGUACCUCUCUGAGCAGCAGGAUUACACCUUCUGCCUGGGCGAUGCUGCACAAGACGCCGAGACACGCACCAAGGUUUUGGCGGUCACAGAGAAGGCGGCGAGCGUGCCGCAGAUCUUUGAUGAGAGCCUCAUGUUCAAGAACGGCGAGGGCCCCUCUCUGAAGGAGGACUUCCGCAACCGCUUCCGCAACGUCAGCCGCCUGAUGGACUGUGUUGGCUGCGACAAGUGCCGCCUCUGGGGCAAACUCCAGACGGCCGGCUACGGGACCGCCCUUAAGGUCCUGUUCGAGUUCGACAACAACGUCAAGCCGCAGGUCCCGGUGCUGAAGCGCACCGAGCUGGUGGCCCUGUUCAACACGUACGCGCGACUGAGCAGCAGCAUGGAGGCCAUCCAGAAGUUCAGAGACAUGGUCAUGCAAGCGGAGGCCGCUGAGAAGUCCGAAGAGCGCCUCCGGGAGGCGGGUGAGGCUCAUGUCAUUCCCGACCAGGCGAAGAAGCCCCAACAUGCCAUUGUGCCGAAAUCUUCGGAGGCAGCGCCGUCUGAAGCGGAGGACGAAGCAUUUGAGGAGUCUGAAUCGUUCGAGGACCGCAGCCGGACCAUCAAGGCCGAAUUCGACGAGGAGCUAGGGAGAGUGAUCAAGGCGUUCAAAUAUGUCCUUAAGAGCUGGAUCAAUUUCCCCGUCACGCUCUGGCACAUUAUCCUAUCAGAGCUGGAGCGGUUCUGGCAAUAUUACCUCGGCUUGCCUGUUUCGCCAAGGUCGUGGGCUUUCGACCCGCCGCAUGUGGAUGAGCUUUGAGAUCAUUUGUUGAUAGAGGGUCCUUUUCUUGGUUGUUUGUCCUAAGAGCUGCGUGUCAUACUAUACGGAGCAUAAGGUAAAGGUCACGGCAUGGCGUUGUGGUGUUAUAGGAAAAAUGUGCUCAGUUUUUGUUUACUCUCGCAGAGUUGAUUUCU